AUGCAAAGAAAAUUUUGUUUUGUUUGUGGAGUCUUGACAGGUGUUUUUGCAGCAAAAUUCUACACAGUUAAGAAUGGAUUUGUUGGUAAAAUACCUAUUCAUCAUGCAUGCCACGAUGGUAUAAUUUGUGGAAAACAUUAUAACAUAUUCAGGAGACAAUUUAAUAAUUUAGAUGAGAACUUUACAAAUAUUGAAUUUGGAACAAAUGAAACAGUACAACAUAAUCACUCUAACAAAACUCAAUCAUAUCAAUUUCACAUUCAUAAUGAAAGUAACAUUUUACCCUUAGACCCACAGUCAUUUAAAAGUUUAGAAAAUCAAAAUAUCGGCCUUACCAUUAUUCCAACUGACCACUUGAUUCGUAUUGUGAAACCAGUACAGUGUAAAAUCUGUGAGAGCACAAAUAUACAUUUAAGAGAAAUUACUAAAAAUGGAUUUGAACAGAUAUUCCGUUUUACUUGUUUGGCUUGUAAUACGGUAUUUGUUUUUAGAACAUGUCCAAGGAAUCUUAAAUUGAAUAGACAUAUUAUUCAAUCAUUUGAACUCUCGAACUCUACCUAUGAAUCAUUUAAAACAUUUACAACCCUUGUCGGAUUGCCAAUAAUUAAUAAGAAAUCAUAUUAUCAAGCAACAAACAAGUUAUGGAGCAGUAGUAGUCAAGUAUUAAAUCAAGAAAUGGACAAGGAAUUGGAAAAGAUUGCAAAUCAGAAAAUGAAACAAGUGCUUGGUCCUUUAAUUUCUGCAUUUGAACUGGGAAGAGAAGUUCCGGCAUUGAUUUACUCCUUCAUUCAUGAUGCAAUAUUUUUGGAUAUAUCAGUUGAUGCAAGAUAUUCAUCUAGGAGAAAUGUUUACGAAUGUACUCUUGUGGUAUUCGAAACAAAGGCAAAAAAAACAAUUGAACGAUCACACGUUAUCAAGAAAAGAGCAUCUAAUAGAAAAAGUGCCUUACAAUGGUUUAUGGGAGCCUCUAAAUUAAUGGAGCCAGAAGCAUGUCGUUUAGCAAUUACAUCUUUGAAACACAAGUCAUUUCCAGUAAUGGGUUAUGGUAUUUUACAUUUCAAAAUUGGCUCUUUUGUUCAUGACAAAGACUCAACUGUGGCAGCAGUCAUCAAGAAAUUAGAACCAACAGCAUUAGAAAAGUUAGAUCCAAAUCAUGUAAUCAAAAAUCUGAGCAAGGAAGUAGAAGAAAAAGCACCCCGUAUUGCCAGUAUUAUUGUAUCAUCCUUUAGGAAAGCUCUAAAAUUAGCCAACACCACCACUAAUUCAAAUGAGAAACUCCAAGCAUUAUUGAAAGCUUAUCCACAACAUUUACAAAAUAACCAUUCUCUGUGCGAUUCAGGUUGUCCACACACAAUUAAACCAGAAAAAUUGAUCACUAAAGAGGAAGCACAAGUUGUUAAAGAAAUAUUUGACAAACGAAUCAAAUAUAGUCACAAAUUUUGUGAUAUUGCAUGCAAUAGCCAAAACAAUGAGUCCAUACAUAGUACUAUUUGUCAUACAACACCAAAGACAUUAGAUUUCAGUCGAAAUUAUUGUGGAAGAGCUGAUCUGGCAAUAGGUGAACGAUUGCUUGGAAAAUUUGCACAAUUAAGAAAAAUUCAAAGAUUUAUUGGUAGUCUCUUCGUGAUUCCAAAAGAGCAGGCCAUCAAGUUAGAUACUCAAUAUCAUCAGGAUAAAAUAAGGAAACAGUCUAAAGCUUAUAAGGAAAGAAGAGUGGAGCUUCGGAAAACAAAACUUAAGGUAAAAGAAUCUCCACAGCCAAAGGGAACAAUUGGAAGUUGCACAUGUUCGAAGGGUUCGACAUGUACAAAAGCUUGUCCAUGCAGAAAAGCCGGGAAAUCAUGUACUUCCAAAUGCUCUUGUUCCCUUACCAAAUGUUCAAACAACAAAAAAGUUUGA
Messenger RNA from Naegleria gruberi, 1899 nucleotides. RefSeq lists its product as uncharacterized. NCBI's taxonomy places the organism in Eukaryota, Heterolobosea, Eutetramitea, Acrasida, Naegleriidae. The transcript has a single exon. The record is from RefSeq and is a predicted model, not a curated record. The coding region runs from base 1 to 1899 and encodes 632 amino acids.